Messenger RNA from Oxyura jamaicensis (ruddy duck), 704 nucleotides. Its product is annotated as homeobox protein not2-like. Gene Ontology annotation, molecular function: DNA binding; DNA-binding transcription factor activity, RNA polymerase II-specific. Lineage: Eukaryota; Metazoa; Chordata; Aves; Anseriformes; Anatidae. The record is from RefSeq and is a predicted model, not a curated record. Gene Ontology annotation, biological process: central nervous system development; regulation of DNA-templated transcription; neuron differentiation.
AUGCCGCCCCCGGCCUCGUCGCCCCCCUCCCGGCCCGGCCAGGCCUUCACCAUCGCAGCCCUGCUGGGACGAGCCUCGCCCCCCCCGACCCCCACCCCAAUCCCGACCCCAGCUCCGCUUUUGCCCCCCUGGGGAACCCCUCCCCGGCCGCUCUGCGCUGCCUGCUGCGGACCCCCCCCAGCCUGGGCCGCCCGCCUGGGAGCCACAGGUUUCUUCCUCUCCAAGUGCUGCUUCCCCAUCCUCAAGGCCAAGGCCGGCAAAGCCAAGCGGGUGCGGACCAUCUUCACCAGCGAGCAGCUGGCGCGGCUGGAGAAGGAGUUUGCGCGGCAGCAGUACCUGGUGGGCGCCGAGCGGGGCCUGCUGGCCUCCGCCCUGCACCUCACCGAGGAGCAGGUGAAAGUCUGGUUCCAAAACCGGCGGAUCAAGUGGAGGAAGCAAAGCCUGGAGCAGCAGCAAGCCAAACUGGCCAAGAUGGGCCUGGCCGCCCUGCAGAGGAGCCCCGACUCGCAAAGCCACCGCGGCGAGGAGGACCAGGACUUCCCAGCGGGGGGCGAGGACCUGUGUCGGAGCGGGGCAGCGAGGGAGCCGGAGGCAGGCCCCGCUUCCACCUGCCCUUGUGCUCUGUGCGUGUGCGUGCGUGUGUGAGGCCACCCCCAUCCUCCCUGCCAGGACCGGGUGUGAGCCAGCAGCCCCCCGCCUCGUCC